Molecule: messenger RNA, 1972 nt
Organism: Talaromyces stipitatus ATCC 10500
Lineage: Eukaryota; Fungi; Ascomycota; Eurotiomycetes; Eurotiales; Trichocomaceae
Product: acid phosphatase, putative
Exons: 3
Coding region: 791-1801 (336 amino acids)
Cellular component (GO): P-body
Molecular function (GO): hydrolase activity
Source: RefSeq, a predicted model, not a curated record
AUGCGACGGGUUGUUCACCUGGCUGAGGCGACUCAUAAGAACAGCAGCCGUCGCGAAGAAAAGGCGACGCAUUACGAUGUGCAACUGAUUGCUUGAAAGACUUUCUUCAGGGUAAGAUUCCGCCUGGUGUUACUCGAGGUUCACCUGACGGUGUCAACGCAGUCUCACCGAAAUCCCGGAAUAAAAAAGGUUUCUUCGGUCUGGUCGCCGAACGGUGCUUAACAACAGCUUAUCUGAACAUGUUCCAUUAAACACAUAGCCAUACAAACACGGAACAAACUUGGUACGUUCCUACCGUCUCGCCGCUCUACUGGAUAAAUUUGACGUACCGAUAUUAUUUUCCGGUUAAUUGCCCCGCAUUUACAGAAAUGUCUGUGGAUUGGAGCCCUACAAUUGGACUUUGCCGGGGUAGCUUUUUAGCCUUGUGGAAGCUCGGUGAAGACAUUGAAACGGCUGUUAUAAGUUCCAGGCCUGCUGCGUCUUUUCCUACAUUUUUUUUUCUCCUUCCGUUAUUUACUUGUUCUUCUUCAGAAGAGCUGCUAGAUCGCGAGAAUAUGAGAUUUUGAGCAAAAGAAACAGCAGUGAACAAAGGGACCUCGGCAAGAUUAGGGAUCCCGGCUGAAACAAUUCCUGUAGACCAUAUGAUCUUUCUUCGAAAGAUCACAAAUUGUACAUACAGACAGGAAAGAAGACAAUUUCGCAAUUUGGUUUAUUUAGACAAGUGCUAUAUCUGGUACUUUCAUUUCCAUUGCGUAUCUGAUUGAUCUUCCCAGUUUGUUUCCUCAAAGCCAUGCAUAUCCUAGUCGUGAACGACGAUGGUCCUCCGUCGCAGAAAUUGUCACCCUACAUCCGUCCCUUUGUAGACGCUUUAGAAGAUGCUGGUCAUCGGGUCUCAGUGGCCAUCCCUGCCGCGUCUCGGUCAUGGAUCGGAAAAGCACACAUUAUCGGCGCCUCGUUGACGGCGACAUAUGUACACCCAGACUCUUUCCAGGAAGACGGGACAUGGGUCGAGGAAGAUGCAACAGAGGACCACAGCAAGCCAGCAGCAGUGACAACAAAUAGUCAUCUACCACCAACGCCAGCCGCAUCAACCGAACAUUUGAAUGUCACUGGUUCAGCACCGGUUUCUCCUGAAGAUUACUGGGUAGUAGUCACCAACGGCACACCCGCCAGCUGCACCCAACUAGGCAUCUAUGAACUCUUCCCAGACCGCGGGCCAAUCGACCUUGUGAUAUCAGGUCCCAAUCACGGCCGCAACGCCUCUACAAUCUACAACCUUUCCUCAGGCACUGUCGGCGGCGCUCUGGAAGCAGCCACCUGCGGUAAGAGAGGAAUCGCACUAUCAUUCGGAAGCAAAGAUGAGCAACCCCGCGAAGUAAUUGCGGCAGCGGCGAGGUUAUCGACCCGGGUGAUUGAGCAUCUUUAUCGGAACUGGAGCGACAAAGUCGAAUUGUAUAAUUUGAAUGUUCCUAUGAGAGAGGAUGUGGAAUCGAGGCCAGUGAGGUAUACGUCCGCUUUGAGGAAUGAAUGGACCAAGGGGAGUCUGUAUGCCGAAGUGGGUAAUCAUGGAACUAGCGAUGAAGACGGGGAUAAGGAUACAUUACAGCGAAAAGGGAAACCGAAUCGGGUACGACAGUUUCAGUGGUCGACGGAAUUGUCGGAUAUCAAGAAAAGUCUCGCUGAGAGUCUGCGGGGGACCGAUGCUAGGACCGUGCUUGAUGGAUAUACCAGCGUUACGCCCUUAAAAGCGAAUUUCUGGCAUCCUUCUGGGUUUAGCGGGGAUUUGCAACUUGAUUGCUAGCUGGGUUUAAUGAAAGAGGGUUUUUAGACACGGAACUUUGGAAGGUUCAGGUAUUUCAUUGCUUAAAAGACUUCGGGAUAUUUAUAAUUAGAUGCGCUUGUGAAGCGCAUAUUCCUCUUGACUGGCACACGUUAUAGACAUAAAUCAAGCAAGCUGCGUCAAACAUACAAA